Molecule: messenger RNA, 2334 nt
Organism: Closterium sp. NIES-65
Lineage: Eukaryota; Viridiplantae; Streptophyta; Zygnematophyceae; Desmidiales; Closteriaceae
Source: the annotation of a GenBank genome assembly
AUGUUCCCCCCCGCAUUUGCCAGCCCGGUGCGCGUCGCUCGCACGCGACAGUCGCACGACGAGUACCUCUCUCAACGACAGCUGAGCGACCGUGAGCGAAAACUGACCGACAUCGUCGAUCGCGGCUCCCGGCCUCCGCUGCACCUGGUCGAAACGAAAGCCAGCUUCGACAAGGAGCACCGCGAGGAGGAGCUCCGCGAACAGGGAGGCGCCGCGUCGGACGGAUCGUCCGCCACUCCCAUCCAAUACUGGGGCGGUCCCGUGCUGAGCGGCAACACGCUGAAUGUGUACUUAAUCUACUACGGCUUCUGGCCAAAGCAAUCCGCGCAGACUGUGAUUGAGAAUUUCAUUCGGUCGCUGAGUGUAGGAGGCGCCGAUGCGCAAGGGGAAGCCGCGGAUCCGAAAGUGAGCAACUGGUGGGUGAUCAGCUCGAAAUACUACUCGCAGGCAUCUGAUGGGUCCGCGCCCACCGUCAGCACGGAGGUGAAGCUCGCGAAGGUCAUCUACGACAAAGGGUCGCAAGGGAAGAAAUUCAACGCCAACACUCCCUGGAAAGUUGUCAAGAGCAAGAUUGGCUCCGGAAAGCCGUUCCCGUACGACGCCAAUGGCAUCUACCUACUUCUCACGAGCACCAACAUUAAGACUUCGCCCAACGGGAAGCCGUGGCUGGACGCGAUGGUUUCGACGAUCGCUCACGAGAUCGCGGAAGCGGCGACGGAUCCCAAUGCCAGCAGCGGCUGGUUCGACGCCAACGGGGAGGAGAACGCUGAUAAGUGCAGCUACGAGUACGGAGAGACGCAAACGGCCCAGAACGUGUAUGGUGACGAUGCGGAGUACAACCUGGUGGGGCUCAACGGCAUGAAGUUCAUGGUGCAGCAGAACUGGGACGUGGCCACGGACUCAGAAGUGAGAAGACUGGUGGGGAGGACAUAUACAACAGGGGUGGAAACAUAUACAUCAUCCCAUCCCACCAUCUCUGCUCCUCUUCCCAUCCCACCAUCUCUGCUUCUCUUCCCAUCCCACCAUCUCUUCUCAUCAUCCCAUCCCACCAUCUCUGCUCCUCACCCCAUCCCACCAUCUCUGCUCAUCAUCCCAUCCCACCAUCUCUGCUCAUCAUCCCAUCCCACCAUCUCUGCUCAUCAUCCCAUCCCACCAUCUCUGCUCAUCAUCCCAUCCCACCAUCUCUGGUCCUCUUCCCAUCCCACCAUCUCUGCUUCUCUUCCCAUCCCACCAUCUCUUCUCAUCAUCCCAUCCCACCAUCUCUGCUCCUCACCCCAUCCCACCAUCUCUGCUCAUCAUCCCAUCCCACCAUCUCUGCUCAUCAUCCCAUCCCACCAUCUCUGCUCAUCAUCCCAUCCCACCAUCUCUGCUCAUCAUCCCAUCCCACCAUCUCUGGUCCUCAGCCCAUCCCACCAUCUCUGCUCAGCAUCCCAUCCCACCAUCUCUGCUCCUCAUCCCAUCCCACCAUCUCUGCUCAUCAUCCCAUCCCACCAUCUCUGGUCCUCAGCCCAUCCCACCAUCUCUGCUCAGCAUCCCAUCCCACCAUCUCUGCUCCUCAUCCCAUCUCUGCUCAUCUUCCCAUCCCACCAUCUCUGGUCCUCAGCCCAUCCCACCAUCUCUGCUCAGCAUCCCAUCCCACCAUCUCUGCUCCUCAUCCCAUCCCACCAUCUCUGCUCAUCAUCCCAUCCCACCAUCUCUGCUCCUCACCCCAUCCCACCAUCUCUGCUCCUCAGCCCAUCCCACCAUCUCUGCUCAGCAUCCCAUCCCACCAUCUCUGCUCAUCAUCCCAUCCCACCAUCUCUGCUCAUCAUCCCAUCCCACCAUCUCUGCUCAUCAUCCCAUCCCACCAUCUCUGCUCAUCAUCCCAUCCCACCAUCUCUGCUCCUCAUCCCAUCCCACCAUCUCUACUCCUCAUCACAUCCCACCAUCCCUGCUCCUCAUCCCAUCUUACCAUCUCUGCUCUCCAUCCCAUCCCGCCACCUCUGCUCCUCAACCAAUCCCAACAUCUCUGCUCCCCAUCCCAUCCCGCCAUCUCUGCUCCUCAACCCAUCCCACCAUCUCUGCUCAUCAUCCAAUCCCGCCAUCUCUGCUCCUCAACCCAUCAUAUCCUACCAUCCUUGCUCCUCAUCCCAUCCCACCAUCUCUGCUCCUCAACCCAACCCACCACCUCUGCUCCUCAUCCCAUCCCACCAUCACUGCUCCUCAUCCCAUCCCACCAUCUAUGGUGCAGCAGAACUGGGACAUAGCCACGGAGUCCACGGACUCGUGCGUUUCGCAGACGACCGAAUAGGGGAUGCGAUGAUGAAUUGUGAAGCUGUCGUGGGGUUGACGUGA